AUGGCUGAUAAGGCUAAGAGUGCCCCCAAGGCCGUGAAAAAGCCGGCAGAUGCAAAACCCGCUGCGACGAAGGUAGCGAAACCGAAGGCUGCCGGUGAACCUAAGAAGGUGUCGAAGCGGCGUUUGCCCGCGGUGCCGGAAUCGUGGCUGAAGAUCGGCAAGGGUAAGAAGGGACAGCGGCCGAAUUUGUUGCUGCAUCGUCGCAAGAUCCGUGCCGUGCGGUUGUUGCGUCGCAAGCAGAAUCUGCUCCGCGCGCUGAACUACGAGAAGACGUACUUGAAGACGGAGCGUGGCGUUGUGCAGCAGGCGCGCAUUGCCAAGGAGAAGGGCAACAUCUACAUCCCGGCCGAGCCGAAAGUGGCGUUUGUCAUUCGUAUCCGCGGUAUCAACAAGGUUGCCCCGAAGGUGCGUAAGGUGCUGCAGCUGUUCCGUCUGCGCCAGAUCAACAAUGGCACGUUCAUCAAGCUGAACAAGGCCACCAAGAACAUGUUGCGCAUUGCCGAGCCCUACAUUACCUACGGCUAUCCGACACUGAAGUCCGUUCGUCAUCUGAUCUACAAGCGUGGCUUCGUUAAGCACCGACAUAGUCGCAUUCCGAUCACCGACAACUUCGUGAUCGAGCGUAAGCUCCGCGGACACCGCCUGCAGUGUGUGGAGGAUAUGGUUUACCACAUCUACACCGGCGGCGCAUCCUUCAAGAAGGUGAGCAACUUCCUGUGGCCGUUCAAGUUGAACACGCCGACCGGUGGCUGGCGCAAGAAGAACAACCACUACGUGGAGGGUGGUGACUUUGGUAACCGCGAGGACAAGAUCAACGAACUGAUCCAGCGAAUGGUUUAA
This is a messenger RNA of Anopheles marshallii, 840 nucleotides long. It is a transcript of the gene RpL7, whose product is annotated as 60S ribosomal protein L7. The record is from RefSeq and is a predicted model, not a curated record. Lineage: Eukaryota; Metazoa; Arthropoda; Insecta; Diptera; Culicidae. Gene Ontology annotation, cellular component: cytosolic large ribosomal subunit. Gene Ontology annotation, molecular function: RNA binding; structural constituent of ribosome. Gene Ontology annotation, biological process: maturation of LSU-rRNA from tricistronic rRNA transcript (SSU-rRNA, 5.8S rRNA, LSU-rRNA). The transcript has 3 exons. Bases 1 to 840 code for a protein of 279 amino acids.